Molecule: messenger RNA, 9328 nt
Organism: Corythoichthys intestinalis (scribbled pipefish)
Lineage: Eukaryota; Metazoa; Chordata; Actinopteri; Syngnathiformes; Syngnathidae
Product: tetratricopeptide repeat protein 21B-like
Exons: 29
Coding region: 183-4169 (1328 amino acids)
Biological process (GO): protein localization to cilium; intraciliary retrograde transport
Cellular component (GO): intraciliary transport particle A
Molecular function (GO): protein binding
Source: RefSeq, a predicted model, not a curated record
UUAAGUAAAAAAACUACCUCCUUUAGAUGUAAAGACAGUAGCUACGCAUAUUGACGAGUCGUAGGUCUUUUUCGAAGUGACUUUGAAGUAAAUUAAACAAAAUAACAUUGUGUACCCGCCGAAACAAAUAGAGUACCAAUUCACACUCGAGUGCUAUAAAAAACACCAUUCUGAGAGUGAAGAUGGAGAAUAAAGACACAGCAAUGGCUUUGAUUCGACAUUAUUGCAAUGAAAAAUAUUUCAAUCAUGUUGCUAAUGCCACAGCAACUGCACAGAAAAAGUUUCGAAAUGAGCCGGUCUUCAGUGUCUUCCGCGCAUAUGGCGCUUUGAUGCAAGGUCAAGUUCGACAAGCUGCAGCUGAGUUGGACACGAUAAAAGAUCGAUCAGAUGUGUCUCUCUGCUCUCUCAUGGCACUCAUCUACGCUGAGAAAAAAAAGACGACACCAGAUAGAGAAGUUAUUCGCGAGCUUGAAACUAAAAUGAGAGAGGAUCGCAAAAGUGCAUCUCCCCAGAGUCUUUACUAUGCAGGGAUGUUUCUUUGGCUAUUGGGUCGAAAUGAUAAAGCGAGGGAAUACACGGAACGAAUGAUCAAACUCACCAAUAACACCAAAGAGGGGAUAAUUCUGAAAGCAUGGAUAGAUGUGACGUGUGGGAAAGAUGACUAUGUCAGAAAAGCUGGGAAAUUAUUUGAUGAAGGCCUGAAAGAUGGAGCAGAUGUUUUUGCUCUAAUGGGAAAGGCACAAUACUUUGAAAAUUGCCAAAACUACUCAGAAGCAUUAGGAGUGGUUAAUAAGGUCAUUGCCAGUUUCCCUGGGUUCUUACCAGCGCUUAUUAAGAAGAUGACACUUUUUUUAAAUCUCCAAGACUGGGAACAAACCACGGAGGCAGCAGUAAGAGUUCUGCAAAUGGAUGCAAAUAAUCUGAAUGCUCUACAUCUUCUAACUCUGCAUUCAUUAUGUAUAAAUGGAGAUAUGACUGAGUCAAUUACACAUCUCACCAACCUCAUUAAAAGUCUGGAGGUGCAAGAACCACACAACCCUGAACUCGCUUACAGGAUGUCUCUGGCAUUCAGUCGAGUCUGUGGACGAAAUGAGAUGGUGCUUGAGCAGGUGUUCAAAAUAGUGGAAAAAGCAUUCAGCGAGAUGCAAGGAAGCUCAGAUUUCGCGGCAGAGUUGGGCUAUCUCAUGCUUCUUCAGGGGAAAAUCAAGGAGGCUGUGAAGUGGUACAAGACAGCCAUGACAUUGGAUGAGAUGAGCCUCACUGCACUCACUGGUAUAAUUUGGUGCCAACUGAUUGAGGGUUGCGUUGAGGAAGCUGAGAAAGAUUUGGAAUUUUUGACGGAGGUUCAACAGACCACUGGAAAAUCAGGGGAAAUCCUGUACUUGCUUGCGCUGGUAGCAAUUAAAAAGCGCCGUCCCCAAGAAGAGAUAACCAAGCUUCUAAAAGAUGCAGUAGAAACCCACUUUUCCACUCUCCAAGGUCUGCCUUUAACUGUGGGGUACUUUCAGAAGAUGAACCCUGACUUCCUCUUACAGAUUGUCAAGGAGUAUCUUGCUCUGUGUCCUUCUAAGCCUUCAGGUCAGGGCCAGUCUUUUGCCCCACAGCUCAGGCACUGUGCUUCCUUGUUGGAUACAGUUGUCAGGGUUGUUCCAGGUCUCCUUCAAGGGGUCUUCUUGCAAGCCAAAGUCAGAUAUCAGUCUGGUAAUGUGGAUGCUGCUCAGAACAGUCUACAACACUGCUUGGAACAAUGUCCUUCGCAUACAGAUGCUCAUCUGCUCAUGGCACAGAUCCACUUGUUGCGGGGUAAUUUCACUUUGUGUUUCCAGUCGCUUGAACUCUGCCUCAGCCAUAACUUUGAGAUUAGAGAGCAUCCAUUGUACCUCCUGAUCAAGGCUCAAGCUAAGAAGAAAAUGGGUGAGCUGACAGAAGCCAUUCAGAUUUUGCAAUUGGCAAUGAAUCUUCCAGGUGUCUACAAGGCUGAAUCCUUAACCAUGUCCAAAAACAAAAUCGUACUGAGUUCUGCAGAUUGUGUCUGUGUCUUCUUGGAAUUAGCUGAGGCUUUGCGGCUCAGUGAUAAACAGGUCCAGUCUCUUCAACGAUCUGAAUUUGAUCACUCAUGGCAAGAAGCAGCCAGUGUAAUGCAGGAUGCAAUCAAUAAAUUCUCUGGUACUCCUGAAGAGCUCCGAGUCACUAUUGCAAAUGUAGAUCUAGCGUUGUCACAAGGUGACACAGAGUUGGCACUGAAUAUGCUGAGAAACAUUACACCUGAGCAGCUCUACUACAUUCAAGCUAAGGAGAAAAUGGCAGAUAUUUUCCUGAAUCACAAAAAAGAUAAGCGUCUGUAUGUAAGCUGUUACAGGGAAAUAGUUGACAAGAUACCCAGUCCUCACACAUACGUCUUACUUGGAGAAGCUUACAUGCACAUUUUAGAGCCAGAGAAAGCCAUUGAGGUUUAUGAGCAUGCUUUGGAGAAAACACCGGAAGAUGGAGCUCUAGUGAGCAAGUUUGGCAAAUUUCUGAUCAAGACUCAUUACUUUGACAAAGCAUUACAUUACUAUGAGGCUGCAUUGAAGACCGGACAUCAGAACUUUCUUCGCUAUGACCUGGCCGAGUUGCUGAUGAAGAUGAAACAGUAUGAACGUUGUGAGAGUGUUCUUCAUGAUGCUCUGUCUCAUAAGCCAGUGAAUGGACUAGGUGCACUCUCAGAUGAUUGUCGUUGCUUGAUGUUGCUGGCAAAGGUCCAAAAUAGGGUUGACAAAGCUGAAGAGGCUUUAAUAUCACUACAAAGGGCACGGGACGUUCAGGCCAGAGUGCUGAAGCGGGUGCAAUUGGAGCAGCCAGACAGCUUCGACGUACAGAAGCAACUUGCUGCCAAGAUCUGCACUGAGAUCGCUCAACACUACACCAGUCAGAGGGUCUACGACAAAGCAAUCGAGUUUUAUAAAGAAUCCCUUAGCCAUUGUGAGACUGAUCAUAAGGUGAUGCUGGAGUUGGCCCAGGUAUUCUUCAUUUUAGAUGAUAUUGAUGCAUGUCAGGAACAGUGCAGCGUUGUCUUGAGGAAUGACCACUUUAAUAAAGAUGCAACUCUGAUGAUGGCUAAUCUUAUGUUCAGGAGAAAAAAUGACGAGCAAGCACUUUUCCAUUAUAGGCAACUCUUGGAGUGCAAUCCAGAUGACUUCUCAACCGUAUCACGUCUCAUUGACUUGUUGAAGAAGGCAGGGAAGUUAGAUGAGAUGCCCAGAUUUUUUGAAAGGUUAGAAAACAAUUCUACCAGGCUUGCAUUCGACCCUGGGUUUCACUACUGUAAAGGACUUUAUUUUUGGUACACCGGACAACCGAAUGCUGCCCUGCAUCACUUCAACCAGGCUAGAAAAGACACAAAGUUGGGUCAAAAUGCUGUUCAUAAAAUGAUUGAAAUCUACCUUAAUUUCAACAAUGACAUUAUGGGAGUGGAAAUAUCUAACCUAGAUCUUAGAUUUGGCAGCACUACAGAGAAGCAGGAGAUGGAGAGGAUUUCUGUGACAACAGCUCAUCAGCUCUUGAAGGAGAUAAAGCCAGAAACACCUGAAGGACAUUUAAAGCUUCACAUACUGGAGAACUACUGCUUACUGGCCACUAAACAGGAAGUCAAUAUAAAAAAAGCCCAUUCUGUUUUCACAGAACUCGCAACGAAUGUAAAAGGACGCGUACCAGCACUACUAGGCAUCGCAACAGCUUCAAUGAUGUUGAAACAAAUGCCUCAAGCUAGAAACCAACUAAAACACAUAACAAAGAUGAUAUGGAAUAUUGUUGAUGCAGAGGAGUUUGAAAAGAGUUGGCUCCUCCUGGCGAACAUUUACAUUCAUUCGGGGAAGUAUGACUUGGCAGAUGACCUCCUCAAGAGAUGCCUCAACCAUAACAAGUCAUGCUGUAAGGCUUAUGAGUAUCGGGGUUUCAUUAUGGAAAAUGAGCAAGCAUUCUGUGAUGCAGCAUUCAACUAUAAACUGGCUUGGAAGUACGGAAAUCAAUUCAACCCAACUGUUGGAUACAAACUUGCCUUGAACUAUUUAAAAGCAAAACAGAAUUUUGAUGCCAUAGAUGUGUGCCAUAAGGUGCUUGCUACUCAUCCCAAUUUUUCAAAAAUUAGAAUUGACAUCUUGGACAAAGCGUGUGCUGCGUUAAGGCCAUAGGAAUUUGAGUCCCAGUUUUUGUGACUUAAACUUACUUUGCAGUAUUUGUUGAGUAGCUUGUUCAAUUUGGGAUGAACAUCAUGUUUCAAUCUUUGGAUCAAUGUUUGAAGUAAGUUCUAUCUGUCUACUACUCGAACAUGUACAGAUGUAAGUGGGCUGAGUGGUAGUGUAGUGUUCCUGAAUUCAUAAUAGUCAAAUAAAAACCCUAAAUUUGAAACUGAGUUCAGUUCAGUUCAGUAGCAGCCUUAAAAAAAAAUUAAAAAAAAUCAAACAAAUGCUGUUUCUUUGACUAGCAAAAUCAGUACCAAAACAACAAAAUCCAGCAGAACUUUGCUGGAAUUGGUAUGUUCGGUACUGGUCUUGCUGAAACAAGGAACCAACAUAUGCAAGAUUUCUUAGCAGAGAGGCGUGCCAUAGCUCUAGCUAUAACUGAACAAUAAAAAUACUAGUGAAAGUUCUAACCAUGGCAUUAGUUGCCCGUAUAGUUCAAAAUCAUUUUCACAAUGUCUUUCACAAUGUGACACUAUCAAAAUGUACAAGAUGAAACUAUUUCGCUCACUUAUCUUGCUUUACAAGACACUACCAAAAUGUACAAGAUGAAACUAUUUUCGCUCACUUAUCUUGCUUUACAAUGUAAAAAGCUAAAUGUUAGCCUACCUUUAAAUGUUAUUCAGUUCUUGGUAACACUUUACGAUAAGGGUCCCUUAAUUAACAUUAGUUAAACAUUAGUUAUUGUCUAAAAAAUGCAUUAAGUAACGUAAUAAUUCAUAUAAUCCAUUAUUUAAAUGAACAUAUUUAUGACCAUUAGUAAUGCAUAAUCAGACUGUAACUAAAGUAAUGGUUUAGUACUAUUGAAAAAAUUAAUAUGAUGCAAUACCUAACAUCAAUUGACAAAUACAUUUGUAAAUUAAUACACAGUUAUUAAUGUGAACUGGUAUGACUAAGUAAAUAUAUUCUUCAAAAUUGGGAAAUGUUGCUCUGUGAGUCAUUUGGUGUUGCUAACCUGACUUGCAGUACGGUAUUAUUUGACGUUAGUUACUAAUAUUGAUCUUAAAAUAUGCGUACAGGUGACUCAUAAGUAUUAAUUAACCAUAGUUAGCUACUACUGAAUACUGUUUGGACCCUUAUUGUAAAGUGGACCACAUGUAACCCUUGGGUAGCAGAUAAACUGAGACAAUAACAGUUCAAAUAAGGGAAGUUGAAGCAAUCACAACCAGAGAUUUGUACAUAAUAUAUUGAAAACAAAUAAACAUUAUUCAAGGUGACAUCUUAACUUUAACUGUUAUAUGCAAAAAUGCACUUCGGCAAUUACCAAUAGGUAAUAGAUUGUAAUAGGUAAUAGGUGUACACACAACUAACUUAAAUUAAUUCAUAUAUUAAUUAAUCUUAGAUAAGGGAUUAUGUGACUUAUUAUAAUGUUACUUAAACAUUAGUUAUUGUCUAAAAAUGCAUUAACUAAUGUUAUUUAAAGGACCCUUAUUGUAAAGCGUUACCCAGUUCUUAAUGUGAACAAGACUAUUUUUAACAGCUAUAUUAAUUCCUUCAUGGUUUCAAAAACACAUUUCAUUAUUAAAUGUUGAUAUUGGCUCAACUGUAUUGAGUUAUGUAGUACAUUAGGGUGAUGUCCUGUUUUGCCCUUGACGCGUCCACUUUUCACGUUCUGUCCGUGGCGUCCGGCCGAGUUUUAUGAAUUCAUGAAAAUGUAAGGUUUUCAUUCAUUUUAACGGGGCCACUUUGCACAGAAUACUACGGUACUGUGCUGCCCAUAAAGUGUUCCCAGAGAGCCUGCCCAGUAGUUAAGUUUUUUCAUGAUCAAUAUGUAUAUAAUCAAAUGCUUAUGUACCCAAAAGAGUAAGUCGAAAGUACCUUUAUUCUACUAUGGAUACGAAUUUGCGCAUGCUUGCGCAGUCACAGACUCGGUUUAUCAUGGCGUUAACUGUCAAUUCUCAUUCACAAAACAAACCUUCGUCACGACAGGAGCUCACAGGCUACAGGUACACUUGCUAAACUUACUUUUUGGCAAUUGUUGACUUCUGUCAGAGCUUUGUACUGGCGUGAUAUGUAAAGUCCCGUAUGAUGAUGCAUCUUUGCGCUGCCGAUGAUUGUAAACUUUUAUAGCAAUGUUUGAUUUUGCCUCGGCUACCGGUGCUCGCUAAUAGGGUAGCUAUCAGUGAGCUAAGCCGUGCUAGGCAUUCUGGGAAAUGUAAUUUUGAACUGCUGUGUUUGGAAACGUGCUGGUUGAAUAGUUUGUCAGCUUAUUCCGGUUAUUGUUUGCAUGCAAUUUAGUUCAUUAAAUGAGAAUAAAAAUUGAAUGGGAAUAACAAUUUGUCAACGACAGUUGUCGUGAUAGUAAUUUAUAAAAAUGUUUAGUUGGCACAUAGCCUGCUGUGUGUGUGUAUUGUUGAUAGGACUACAUUUCCAUAGGUCUGUAUUAUAUUAUUAUUUUUUUUUUAUCUUCAUUUAUUUUAAUUUUUUUUGCCUUUUAACUGUUUAUUUUUUAGGAAGAAUAAAGCAUGUUGAGUAACCUCUGAAUUGUGCUUUGGUUAUAUAUUAUACGGCUUGUUUUUUUUUUUUUAAUAUAACUGAUUUUUUUCUAUCCAGAUGGAGGAGCUACAUGUUAAAUAUGUCAAAGUGAUAUAGAGACGUUUGAGUGAAAUACAAGUAAAAUUCAAAUAUCUCGAGGCCGGGCCGGGCCGAGUGUCCUCUUUUUUUGGAAAUCAAAAUAUGUUCACCCUAUAAGUACAUGCCUAGUCUCCCCUGGUGUCUGUCACAGCAUUAUGCAUUUUUUACCGUGGAAUUUAAAUUUCCAUCCGGCGUAAUUGUUGCUCCAUCAUUAUGUAACGGCGCGCAUUGACUGAUAAGUUUGAACUGGUGACGUUUACAGUUUUAAUUCAAUAGCGGGAGCAGCAUGUGUCCUGCACGGGUACAACUGUUCCAGGAGAGACCUUUCCAGGCCGUGUCAGAUAUUAUUUAGCCACUAACUGUGGCACAUAAUCGUUAACUCUCUGCAGCACACAUCAAUGGAAGCGCAAAUCACAUUGCUGUCAAGCUGAGGCAGCUGUCUGUGUCGUGUAGCGAACAAUGUAGUUUUACAGAUAUGAUCAGAUAUUGUCGCGAGCCAUUCAAGUGACGUAGACAUUGUCAAACAUAGAAGAAAAUUAGCAUUAACCAUGUAGAGGGUAGUUACAUGAGUGAGGUGUUUGUACAUCGCAAAAAGCCAUAAAUAUUGCAUGUGCUGCUGCACUUACAAAAUAAUGCUUCUGAAAAGCUUUUAGAGGAAAGACUGUGGAAUAUGCACGGCUCAGUUGAACUGCAGUAGCAUUCUAAUGGCCAUCUCCAUUGUGGUUUCUAUGAGCUGUUAUUGAUCAAGUCGUACUUGAGUCAUACUCAAUGAUGCAGGCCCUUGCUAAAGAACUUUUUUAUUUCUUGUUUCAAUUUGUCACCCAAUUAGUGUGAACUGCCUGUGCAACGUGGUACCAAUUCACAAUAAUUAUCUACUUCAGAAUUCAAACUGGACAAGGGCCUAGUUAUGCCUUUUUGGAGGGAGUGGUUCAAUUUAAACUGCAAUUAAGCGGUUGAGAGGGAGUGCAUGUGUCACUUGGCCAUAAGGGAGGAAGGUUCAGAGGAACUCACCACAACCUAAUCUAAUGGAAUCGUCUUCCCAUCUUUGGCAAAUAGAAUUAGAGCUCUUAUGGGUUGCAUUCUCAGAUUUCUUUGUUAUUUUACUGCACUCCUCCUUUUAUACUCGAGGCAAGAUCCAAGUCGGCGUGCUUUCACUUAGGAGUUUCUUCCUUUCACUGUAAUGCGGUUCAACCGGGAUAGUUGGCACGUUGCUCCCAAGCUUGUCAGCAGAAUCCGGAGUAUGUAGUUUACAUCCUGUAAGGGGGUUGGGGUCACAUUUUCAAUGUUAUGUUUGCAAGUACUAAAUAAUACGUAAAGUCAUAGGCUCAGCUCCUGGGGCAACUAGUAUAUCACUCCUCUGUGUGAGAUGGGACUUGAAACAAUCAAUAAUUAGUCACCAUUCUUAUAUUUACUGGACUGAGGGAUUAGCUGUCACAUGCAGUAAGAAGCAUGCUGGACCGUAAUAAAUAUUUUGACUAUUAUCAAUAAUUAAUAAAAUACUCAACCCACUUAAGAUCCUAAUUGUUUCCGGCAGAAGCCGCAAAACACACUCACAAACCAGAAUAGAGCUCGUUCAAGAGGGAUUAGCUGAAACAUAAUACUCAUUAUAUUCUGUUAAGAAAAACAAUACGAUAAAAACGUGGUAAAUUUGAAGAAAAAAAAGACACAACACUGGAAUUUUGUCGAUGUAAAUGAUUACAUUUUUAUCCAUAUGAAAUAAUACAAAUAUUGACUGCUGUUUUAUCUGACCUAUUUCAUUAUUUAGAUGGAUACUAGUAAGCACGUGCAAAUGUAAGACAAAGUAAAUUACUGCAUGGCAAUUUUUGCCCCCAGAUAGAUAUAGGCAGUUUUUAUGAUAAAGUAAUAAUAAACACUAAGAUGUUCUUCAAUAUUACAAUCUUGUAUUAGAAAGCUUAUAGUUGAUAUUUCAGAAAAACAAAGGAUAUUACAUAGAUAAAAUCAAUGGUGUUAAAUGAGAAAAUAACUGUAUUUGCCAUACUUGAGGUACAAGUCAUCUUUAUUCUUUUGGCUUUCCACUGAAACGAGUUAUAGCAGUGUCUUGCAUGCAGUAUAUUUAUACACUACAAGCAUUAUGCAUAUUACUGAUGGGAGAUAUUUGAGUCUGUGUAAUCAAAUCUGUUUGUUAACAAGGUCAACACAAUGUAUGUAUUGAAUGAUUUAAUUACAUGCAAAACAUAUUCACAUUUAUGUAAUGUUCUCAUAACAUGGUAUAGUAGAUGAAAUUUUCUAUAUGGUAGCAACCAACCCAAUGACAAAAACUACACAAUAAAAUGUAAACAAGUAGGAAACCACCAGAGAGUAAGGCAGGGGUAUCCAACUCUGGUCAUGGAGAGCCCCUAUCCAGCUUGUUUUCCAUGUCUCUAAAUCAAAUGAUCAUCAGCAAGCUCAGCUUUUAGGAUGCUCAAAUUGUCCCCACCAACUUUUAAGCAACCUUAUUUGCAUUAUCAGUCAUGUUGAGUUCAGUUAUAUAGGUAAUUUAGAUUGUCGUGUAAUGAUAGAAUAGACCCUACCAUUAU